Messenger RNA from Abrus precatorius (Indian licorice), 3932 nucleotides. RefSeq names its product N-terminal acetyltransferase A complex auxiliary subunit NAA15. Lineage: Eukaryota; Viridiplantae; Streptophyta; Magnoliopsida; Fabales; Fabaceae. Gene Ontology annotation, cellular component: cytoplasm. The coding region runs from base 685 to 3336 and encodes 883 amino acids. Gene Ontology annotation, biological process: N-terminal peptidyl-methionine acetylation. The record is from RefSeq and is a predicted model, not a curated record. The transcript is spliced from 26 exons. Gene Ontology annotation, molecular function: protein-N-terminal amino-acid acetyltransferase activity; protein binding.
AAAAGAAAUAGCACGUAGUCAUUGCUUGCUUCUUGUUGACAGUAGGGUUGCACUCUGCACGCCAUCCACGACCCUUUCUCUCGCUCGCUGCCAUAAACUCUCAGCUCUCUCUCUCUCUCUGCCACCGCAACGCAACGCAACAAUGGGUGCUUCUCUUCCCCCCAAAGAGGCCAACCUCUUCAAGCUUAUUGUUAAAUCCUAUGAAACUAAACAAUACAAAAAGGGCCUCAAAGCAGCCGAUGCCAUUUUGAAAAAAUUCCCAGAUCAUGGAGAAACUUUAUCAAUGAAGGGUUUGACGUUAAAUUGCAUGGAUCGUAAGCCUGAAGCAUAUAAACUGGUUCAACAAGGAUUAAGGAAUGACCUGAAAAGUCAUGUUUGCUGGCAUGUUUAUGGUCUCCUUUAUCGUUCAGACAGAGAAUACAGGGAAGCAAUCAAGUGCUAUCGAAAUGCACUGAAAAAAGAUCCCGACAAUAUUGAAAUCUUGCGGGACCUAUCACUUUUACAGCCUUAACUUGGGCUUCAGUUUUUCUAUGCUGGCAUCAUCUAUGGCAUAUCCUGCUCAUAAACAGUUGCUUCAUAUUGGUGUUGUCUGUUUCACAUGGAGGAAAGUUUAUCAUGAACUUUGUCCUUAACUUAUCAUGAUUGCCAGUAAUAGUACUUUUAUGAUACUGUAAUUUCCUAUCCAUGUAUAUUACUCUUGGUGAAGUUCAUUUGCACUUAAGUCCAAAAUUACUGCCCUUCUGUUACCUAUUCAAAUUCAGGUUAAAUUUUUCUAGAAAUAUCUGCUUCAUCAACUUAGGAAGGAUUAAGAGUAAAGGUGAAAGAAAAAUCUCUCUCCAUUCUCUUCCCAUUAGAAUCUGGAUACAAAUGUUUUGCAAUGAUAUUUUACUGUAUUGCUUUUCAUAUUGCACAGAUACAGAGUCAUUCUGUGAAUUCUCCUAUAGUGUAUUUGUUUUGACCCAUGUAUGUGCUCUUACACCACAUUGUCAGGCUCAAAUGCGAGACUUAGCCGGCUUUGUUGAGACACGACAACAACUGUUGACGCUCAAGUCAAAUCAUCGCAUGAAUUGGAUUGGGUUUGCUGUUGCUCAUCAUUUGAACUCUAAUGCAUCAAAAGCUAUUGAAAUUCUGGAAGCAUAUGAAGGGACAUUGGAAGAUGAUUAUCCUCCUGAAAAUGAACGGUGUGAGCAUGGGGAAAUGCUUUUAUAUAAGAUCACUUUGUUGGAGGAAUGUGGAUUUUUUGAGAGUGCUCUUGAGGAAUUGAGAAGGAAAGAGUUAAAAAUUGUUGAUAAGCUUGCAUAUAAAGAACAGGAGGUUUCACUUUUAGUCAAGCUUGGUCACUUGGAAGAAGGAGAGAAAUUGUACCGGGCAUUACUUUCCAUGAAUCCUGACAACUAUAGAUAUUAUGAAGGCCUCCAAAAAUGUGUUGGAUUAUAUUCAGAAAAUGGCCAUUUUUCUCCUGAUGAAAUAGAUCGGUUGGAUGCUUUAUACAAAACACUUGGGCAGCAAUAUAAGUGGUCUUCUGCUGUUAAGAGAAUACCACUAGAUUUUUUACAAGGUGACAAAUUUCAAGAUGCAGCAGAUAGUUAUAUUAGGCCUCUCCUAAGCAAGGGUGUUCCAUCUCUAUUCUCCGAUCUUUCUUCUUUAUACAAUCAACCUGGGAAGGCAGACAUUUUGGAACAGAUCAUUCUUGAGUUAGAGAAUUCACUUAGGAAAACUGGUCAAUACCCGGGAAGAGCGGAAAAAGAGCCCCCCUCAACUCUUAUGUGGACUUUGUUCUUGUUGGCUCAGCAUUAUGACAGGCGGGGCCAGUAUGAGAUAGCUCUUUCUAAAAUCAAUGAGGCUAUUGAUCACACACCUACUGUCAUUGAUCUAUAUUCCAUCAAGAGUCGGAUACUGAAGCAUGCUGGUGAUUUGGUGGCUGCUGCUGCAUUUGCAGAUGAAGCUAGGUGUAUGGAUCUUGCUGAUCGCUAUGUUAACAGUGAAUGCGUGAAGCGCAUGCUGCAGGCUGAUCAGGUGGCUUUGGCAGAAAAAACUGCUGUGUUGUUCACAAAAGAUGGUGAUCAACACAACAAUCUACAUGACAUGCAGUGCAUGUGGUAUGAGCUUGCCUCUGCUGAAAGCUAUUUCCGUCAAGGUGAUCUUGGACUGGCUCUCAAGAAGUUUCUAGCAGUGGAGAAGCAUUAUGCAGAUAUUACUGAAGAUCAAUUUGAUUUUCAUUCAUACUGCUUAAGGAAAAUGACGUUGCGUACAUAUGUGGAAAUGCUUAAAUUUCAAGACCAAUUGCAUUCACAUGCAUACUUUCAUAAAGCAGCAGCUGGAGCUAUCAGAUGUUAUAUAAAAUUGCAUGAUUCUCCUCCAAAGUCUACAGCUGAGGAAGAUGAUGAUAUGUCUAAGUUGCCUCCUUCUCAGAAAAAGAAAAUGAGACAAAAACAGAGAAAGGCAGAAGCAAGAGCUAAGAAAGAGGCAGAAGAAAAGAAUGAAGACUAUAGUGCCAGUGGGAUAUCAAAGUCUGGGAAACGGCAUGCAAAACCUGUUGAUCCAGAUCCACGUGGUGAAAAGUUGUUACAGGUUGAAGAUCCAUUGCUGGAAGCCACAAAAUACUUGAAAUUGUUGCAGAAGAAUUCACCUAACUCAUUGGAGACGCAUUUGCUAUCUUUUGAAUUGUAUAUGAGAAAACAGAAGAUUUUGCUUGCCUUCCAGGCUGUAAAGCAGUUACUUAGGUUGGAUGCUGAACACCCUGAUUCUCAUCGAUGCUUGAUUAAAUUCUUCCAUAAAGUGGGAUCCAUGACUGCUCCUGUGACUGACUGUGAGAAACUGAUUUGGAGUGUCUUAGAAGCUGAGCGCCAAACCAUUAGUCAGCUGCAUGGAAAAUCUCUGUUUGAGACAAAUAAUUCUUUCCUUGAAAAACAUGAAGAUUCUCUGAUGCAUAGAGCUGCUUUUGGAGAAAUGUUAUAUAUUUUGGAUCCCAGCAGAAGGUUGGAAGCUGUCAAGUUGAUUGAAGGAUCAACAAAUAACCUUGUGCCAAGAAAUGGAGCACUUGGACCUAUCAGGGAAUGGAAAUUUAAGGACUGUAUUGUAGUUCAUAAACUUCUUGGAACAGUUCUUGUUGAUCAGGAUGCUGCAUUGAGAUGGAAAAUGCGUUGUGCUGAGUUUUUUCCGUACUCCACAUACUUUGAGGGCAGCUGCAGCUCUGCCUCUCCCAACUCUGUUCUUAGUCAGAUAUGCAAGAACACUGAAAAUGGGAAUUCUAACCAUUUGGUGGGAGAUCACAUUGUGGAAUCUGUCGCAUCAAAUGGGAAACUUGAAGAGGCAUUUAAAGAUCUUGCUUUCUGAAAAACGUAGGUUCAAAAAAGGUUUGCAAGUUACACCCAGUUUGGAUGCUCUUGGUAAACAAGUUGCAGUUGAAACCCAUCUAAACAACUAGGUUACUGUUUCCAGUGGUGGUCAUAUACUGAGUUCUGGUGCAGGUUAUAUCAAAUUCUGGACACAAGUCACAGAUGUAUUUUCUUUGCACGAGUUCUCCCUCACCAAAUUGACAUUUAUUCCUUUUUUUUUGCAAAUGUGUAUAAUUUUACCGCAAUUAUGUUUUAGGGUUGAAUUUUUUAUUUGUUCAGCCCUUUUUCCUGAGAUUCUAAGAGAGAAGGCUCCAUGGAUCCAUCAUCGCAGGGAGAGCUACAGAAAUUUUAGGUUUCUGGUCCUGCAUGCGGCCAGGAUAUAUAUACUCCGAGAGCAUGUUGUACUUUUCCUAUUUGUUUGCUUGUUUAUCAUGUAAAAUUAUUGAACUAUGUCAAAAUUUUGCUUUAGAUUUCCAUAUAUGUGUGGAAAUUCUGCUAUGUUGAAUACUAGCCGAUGGUUGAGAAGGCUAUUGUAAGUUACGAUUGAAAAAAAAAUAAUUUAGACUAAGUGGGGCAAAAUUGAUAUAAUUUUAU